AUGGAGGCCGCACGAGGAGCGUUCGAUAUGCGCAACCACUGGUACCCGGUGGCCUUUGCCAGCGAGCUGCCACGAGGGGCGGCGGCGACAGGGUCGAGGCCGACCGACCCCUACGGCUUCCAGCUGCUGGGCGACCCCAUCGUCCUGUUUCGGGACCAGCACGGCGCGGCCCAGUGCGUGCAGGACAAGUGCUCCCACCGCUCGGCUCCCCUCUCCGUCGGCACCGUUCGCGAUGGCCGCCUCGAGUGCAAGUUCGGGAGUGGUGGCAAGUGUGAGUCGAUCCCGUCGGAGCCGACCACCAGGCCCGGCAAGCCCUUCUGCGUCUACGCCUAUCCCACCACCGAAGUCUACGACUUGGUGUGGGUGUGGCCAGGGGACCCGGAGAAGGCGUCCGAGCAGCACAUCCCCCACCACCUCUUCAAGGAGUACCGCGACAAGAGCUGGGGCAAGGACACCGUCACCCGCGACUUUGACAUUGAACAUGGGCUGUUCAUUGAGAACAUACUGGACCCGUCCCACCUGCCCUUCACCCACGACGGCACGCUGAGCAAGCGCGCCAAGGCCGACGAGAUGAAGGUCGAGAUGCUCUUCGACAACGUGUUCGGCCAGGCCCCCGCGCCUCGCAGCUCAGCCGACGAUCACCAGACCGACGCCCACUCCCACUUCACCCUCGGGUUGCCGGAGGGUUUCUAUGGGAUGCAGGCGCAGGCGGUGUGGCCCGCGGACGCGUCGCGGCCGGCGCAGCGGUUCACGUUCCAGACGCCGUGCGUGGUGCGGCUCGACCUGCAGACGUCGACGACCAAGAAGCGGCCCGACGGCUCCUAUCCGACCAUGAUCCAGCUCCACUUCUGCGUGCCCGUCAGCCCCACCCGGUUCCGCGUCAACACCAUCUUCUUUCGCAACUUUGCGACGAAGUUUACGGCGUCGGGCGGGUUUCCGCUGGGGAGUCACCUGAACCGGUGGUACGCGGACAAGAUCAUGGACCAGGACGUGGAGCUGCUCACGGGCCAGAUGGUCAACCUCCUCAACGCGGCCAAGCCCUGGAACACGGUCGUGCGGGCCGACAAGAUCGCCGCGCGCUACCGCCGGUGGCGCGACCAGGCCGAGCUCACCAACCCCUGGUUUUGCGGGUUUCACCAAUCGGCCGUGCCGGACAUUGAGGAUCUCAUCGCCGCUGGCGCCGAGAAGGCGGAGACGGACAGUGUCGAGUCGGGCUCAGGGGGGUCGAGGGCCGCGCUGGUGGCCGGGCGAAGAAGGAAGGUGGAGCACGCGACGCCGCCCAUAGUCACCGGACCCUACCCGCGCUCCGGCGCAGAAAGAGACCUAUCGACGCUCUUGAUGCAAUCCGGGGGUGUGCGCUUCAAACCGCGGACGCGCAUUGCGCUGGUGCCGCGCGGGGUGAGGCUCGCGGCCGCCGCCUUGCUAGCCCUUCUCGCCCUGCUUCUCCUGGCGUGGAGCUCAGGCGAUCAGCCCCGUAAUAGAUUGGCCCUUGUUUGGUAG
This is a messenger RNA of Acanthamoeba castellanii str. Neff, 1500 nucleotides long. RefSeq names its product rieske [2fe2s] domain containing protein. Lineage: Eukaryota; Discosea; Longamoebia; Acanthamoebidae. Bases 1 to 1500 code for a protein of 499 amino acids. The transcript has 8 exons. Gene Ontology annotation, molecular function: 2 iron, 2 sulfur cluster binding; oxidoreductase activity. The record is from RefSeq and is a predicted model, not a curated record.